Saimiri boliviensis boliviensis (Bolivian squirrel monkey) is the source of this 1720-nucleotide messenger RNA. RefSeq names its product zinc finger protein 747 (gene ZNF747). The record is from RefSeq and is a predicted model, not a curated record. Gene Ontology annotation, biological process: regulation of transcription by RNA polymerase II. NCBI's taxonomy places the organism in Eukaryota, Metazoa, Chordata, Mammalia, Primates, Cebidae. Gene Ontology annotation, molecular function: DNA-binding transcription factor activity, RNA polymerase II-specific; RNA polymerase II transcription regulatory region sequence-specific DNA binding. Gene Ontology annotation, cellular component: nucleus.
AUUUUGGAUUAGGGCAAGGAGAGAACACGGCCCAGAAAUAGGGGGCGGAGGGCGUCGUCGUGAGCAGAAUUGCGCAGGGGCAAAGGUCGAGCGGUCCUGCUGCCGCCGUUUUUUGAAGACAUCAUCCAAUUCUGAUUAUGGACUCGCAGCCAUCGAACCUUAGUUUCCAUCCCCUCUAGCGGGGACUGUAGUGACUUCUCUCCUUCCCUUGAGCCCGGGCCGAGGAGGCGUUCUCGGACGCGGGAGGUUACGCAGGCCUAGGCGCGGCCAGGGAAGGCGACCGAUCCGUUGCCGGCGCUGACAGUCCCCAUGGCGCCGCCUCUGGCCACGCUCCCUUCCUGGGACCCAAACAGGGCCGGGCCCGAGUGCAGGAAGUCUGGGGCCGUGAGCUUCGGGGACGUGGCCGUGUACUUCUCCCGGGAGGAGUGGGGCUGUCUGCGCCCCGUGCAGAGGGCCCUGUACCGAGACGUGAUGCGGGAAACCUACAGCCACCUGGGCGUGCUCGGAGUCGGAGGCAGCAAGCCGGCCUUCAUCUCUUGGGUGGAGGAGGAGGCCGAACUGUGGGGUCCUGCUGCCCAGGAUCCGGAGGUGGCUAAGCAUCCGACAGAAGCGGACCCAGCAGAUUCCAGAAACAAGGAAGAGGAAAGACAAAGGGAAGGGACGGGAGCUCUGGAGAAACCCCUCCCUGUGGCCACAAGGCCUCCUGGGCUGAAGGCUCCCCAAGGCCCCUUUGGCGGGUUGGAGCAGCCAUCCAAGGCGCGGCGCCGGAGUCACCCCCGUUUCUUUGCCCACCCCCCUGUCCCACGAGCGGACCAGCGUCAUGGCUGCUACGUGUGCGGGAAGAGCUUCGCCUGGCGCUCCACGCUGGUGGAGCACGUCUACAGCCACAGGGGCGAGAAGCCCUUCUACUGCGCGGACUGCGGCAAGGGCUUCAGCCACGCUUCCUCCCUGAGCAAACACCGGGCCAUCCAUCGUGGGGAGCGGCCCCACCGCUGUCCCGAGUGUGGCCGGGCCUUCCUGCGCCGCACAGCGCUGAUUUCGCACCUGCGCAUCCACACAGGGGAGAAACCCUGCAGCUGCCCGCAGUGUGGCCGUUGCUUCAGCCUGAAGACAGGCAUGGCCAAGCACCAGCGGGUCCAUCGGCCUGGGGGCGGUGGGCGCAGGGGCCGGCGCCCUGAGGGGCUGUCUGUGACCCUGACCCCUGGCCAUGGGGAUCUGGACCUGCCUGUGGGCUUCCAGUUAUACCCAGAGAUAUUCCAGGAGUGUGGGUGACCAGGUGUGAUCUAGACAUUGAGGGAGGCCUGAGAUGGGCUCAGGGGCCUGAAUCUCUGCAGCAGCCUGCAGGGAGGUCCUAGAAUCCCCGGCAAGAGCUGGCUCUGGGGUGAAACAGCAAAAGCUGUUUCUCAGCCCAGAGAUGCUAACAGGAUUGAGAUAGAGAAGAACCUUGUUUUACCUAUUGUCUUUUUUUUUUCUUUUUUAAUUUUUUGAGAUGAAGUUUCACUCUUGUUGCCCAGGCUGAAGUGCAAUGGUGCGAUCUCACUGAAACCUCCUCCUCCUGGGUUCAAGUGAUUCUCCCUGCCUCAGCCUCCCGAGUAGCUAGGAUUACAGGUGCCUGCCACUAUGCCCAGGUAAUUUUUUUGUAUUUUUAGUAGAGACGGGGUUUUACCAUGUUGGUCAGGCUGGUCUCAAACUCCUGACCUCAGGUGAUCCACCGGCCUCA